Messenger RNA from Colletotrichum spaethianum, 663 nucleotides. RefSeq lists its product as uncharacterized. The transcript has a single exon. Bases 1 to 663 code for a protein of 220 amino acids. Lineage: Eukaryota; Fungi; Ascomycota; Sordariomycetes; Glomerellales; Glomerellaceae. The record is from RefSeq and is a predicted model, not a curated record.
AUGGCUGAAACUUCCUCAAUCCAGCAGCCCCAGGGCAAUAAGAAGAGAAAAUCCUCGACAACGACCGAACCCACCGAACCGAAAAAGAGCAAAGCGGUCCCCAGCGGCCCUACGACCCCUCUACCUACGCACGAUGCCCUCCUCGCCGAGCUCAGGUCCAAAUACGACAUCCUACCCGCCUUCACCAUUUCCUCGACGAAGAUCCAGAAGCGUGUGAACUGGCUCCUGCGACACCUACGCAAGGACGACGGCGACCCGAGGAAGCGCGCCGUGCUCCUCUACGCGCGGCCGAGCGAGGCUGUCAAGAUGAUCACCAUCGUGGAGCUUGUGAAGCGUAUCGUCGCCGAAGAGGACAAGAGCGGACGGUGGUACCAGUACAACCAGAUGUACGAGCUCCCGCCGAAAGCCGAGGUCGUGGAGGAAACCAUGCUGGGCGCCGGCCUCGGCGAGGAUGAGGCCGCAGGGGGCUCGGACGACGACGAUUUCGAGGUAAUGGAGAGCCGGUUCGAGAGAGCGGUUCUGCCUCAGCCGGUCCGCCGUGUGGCCAAGUCGCUGAGUGUCUUCCUCUCGCUCGCGCCCAUUCCAGAGUUGAAGGCCAAGGACGACGUUACCACGCAGACGAACGAGCCUCAGGGUGCUUCAACAAGCUCAGUCGCGUCGUAA